This is a messenger RNA of Raphanus sativus (radish), 944 nucleotides long. RefSeq names its product putative DNA-binding protein At1g48610. NCBI's taxonomy places the organism in Eukaryota, Viridiplantae, Streptophyta, Magnoliopsida, Brassicales, Brassicaceae. The record is from RefSeq and is a predicted model, not a curated record. The transcript has 4 exons. Gene Ontology annotation, cellular component: chromatin; nucleus. Gene Ontology annotation, molecular function: DNA binding. The coding region runs from base 69 to 677 and encodes 202 amino acids. Gene Ontology annotation, biological process: regulation of DNA-templated transcription.
AGUUUCUCUCUUCGUCCUCCACCUCCUCCACAAGCGUCCUCAUCUCGUAAGCUGAACUAAGAUUCCUAAUGGCGAGAUCUGACACUUCUCCCGCGGCUCUCGGAUCUGAUGCGGAUGAAAACAAUCCUGCUCCUGCUCUUGCUCCUGCUCCUGCUCCCACCGACGGUUCACCCGCAGCCAGUGGUUCCCAGAAACGCGGCCGUGGUCGUCCUCCCAAGUCCAAAUCCGACUCCCACCCAAACGGCGCCGUUUCGGCUAGGAAACCAAGCGGUCGCCCCAAAAGAAACGCUACGGCAGCAGCGGCUGCUGUUCCGGCUGCGUCUGCGGCUGUGAAGAGCGGCCGUGGUAGGCCAAGGAGGUCGAACACUCAGCCUGCGACGGAGUCUCCGGUGACUGGAUCGAGGAAGCGUGGGAGGCCAAAGAGAGAUGACGUGGCGGCUGCGGCUCCAGCUAAGAAACGUGGACGGAAACCUAAAACUGAGCAAGUGGCCAAGCAGAGGACUUCCAACAGGACGAGGAAGGCAACAGAAGCUACUACUGGGCAGGGAGCUGCAGACCCAAAAGAGUUCAAGAAAAAAGCAGCACUCUUGCAAAAGAAAGUGAAGCAAGCUGCGGAUAAGUUGAAGAUAGCAGUUUCAGCAAUUGAGGAGGUCCAGAAGAUAGCGGAUGGAAUGUAGAAGACUCAUCAUCAGCAAGGGAUAGUGGAGAAGAAAGAAUGUUAUGUUUGUCUGUUUUAGGGAAAACAUUUGUUUGCAGAAAUUCAAAGACUAAUUGGUUCAACUUUGAUGUUUCAGUUUAGAAGUUUGUUUGUACGUUCUUUCCUCGUAGGAAUGGUAAGAGAAAACAGCUAGUGUUAAUGGUUCGUAUGCUUUGAUGAUAUAUCUUGUGUAGCUGUGACUUUGGAAUGCUUCAACACUUUUGCGUUAAAACUCUUUCUUUCUGAA